ACCCAAUAGCGUCAAACGAUUUCUCCGCCACCAGCCUCCGUAAUUCCCAAUCCCCGUUACCAAACACUCCCUCUUUUUCCUCUUCCCCAGAAACAGAGAAAAAAAAAAGGGGAAAAAAAUCAACUGAGAUCAGGAACUAAAAAUCACGAAUACAAAAAACCUAAUCAAAUACUGCAUCUUCUUCAUUUUCUUCCUCUUCGUCAUCAUCGUCUUCUUCUUAACUGCGUGCCUCUAUCAACCUCGGCAUUUGCCUAUUGAUUUGUCGAAACUGCUUGAUUUCUCAUCGAUGUUAACCUAGGGUUCUUAUUAAUUUUCGCUUACCUGUGUUCUGAAUCUAACUUACCUUCCCUUCUUUUCCCUCUAGGGUUUUGUUCUUCCUCCCCUUGUGUGUCUUCGUUUUUGUAGUUUUCGAUUCGUUCCUCUCUGAUUUCUUCUCCGGCCAUUUUUUUUUUGGCGCUUUAAUCUUCCGCAAUCGAUUAGUUUCUUUCAAUUUACUGUUUCGGGUUUUUGUUAGAUACGAUAUGACACGGACACCGAAGGUUCUGUUUGGCUCGUAGGAGAUAUUUCCCCAUUCCCGUGAAUUCGAAGCAUAAUAGAAUCUGAGGGUGUCAUCAUAGCAACCGAAAACAAUUUGGAAAGCUGAUUUGAUGGUUGUAUUGGUCUGUAUGCGCUCGAACGUAGUUUCUAUCAGUUAGACACAGAGGGUUGAUCCCUAGUGGUGGAGGUACGGUCGUGUAGAAGGUUGGUGAAGGAUAAGGGUGAGAUUUGCAUGGGCGAGCAUGAAGGUUGGGCGGCGUCACCGCCAUCUAGUGGCGUAUUGCCAAACGGUCUAUUGCCGGGCAAAGCCGCGUCGGUGACAAGGCUGCUCGACGCCGAGCGGUGGGCGGAAGCGGAGGAGAGAACCGCCCAGCUCAUCGCCUGCAUCCAACCCAAUCCGUCCUCCGAAGACCGCCGCAAUGCUGUUGCCAGAUAUGUCCAGAGGCUUAUCAUGGAAUGCUUCCCUCGCCAGGUGGAGGUCUUUACUUUUGGAUCUGUACCAUUGAAGACUUAUUUGCCUGAUGGCGACAUCGACUUAUCUGCCUUCAGCAGAAACCAAAAUUUGAAGGAUUCAUGGGCUCAUGUGGUUCGUGAUAUGUUGGAAAAGGAGGAGAAGAAUGAGAAUGCUGAAUUCCAUGUCAAAGAAGUCCAGUACAUUCAAGCAGAUGUGAAGAUAAUCAAGUGUCUUGUGGAGAAUAUUGUGGUAGACAUAUCUUUCAACCAAGUUGGAGGGAGGAUUCCUGGGCUCAUCUGGUUCGUG
Tarenaya hassleriana is the source of this 1297-nucleotide messenger RNA. RefSeq lists its product as uncharacterized. The annotation marks the transcript as partial. Lineage: Eukaryota; Viridiplantae; Streptophyta; Magnoliopsida; Brassicales; Cleomaceae. Gene Ontology annotation, molecular function: nucleotidyltransferase activity. The transcript has 3 exons. The record is from RefSeq and is a predicted model, not a curated record.